Molecule: messenger RNA, 678 nt
Organism: Morchella importuna
Lineage: Eukaryota; Fungi; Ascomycota; Pezizomycetes; Pezizales; Morchellaceae
Exons: 1
Coding region: 1-678 (225 amino acids)
Source: RefSeq, a predicted model, not a curated record
AUGGUAAAGAAGAUGUCGGCUCUGUUGCAUUUGAGGAAUGAGCUUCAGGUAGGAAUUCCACGGAACCAUACGGAAAUGGUCAAAUUCAGCUCUGUGGCAGAUGUGGAUUAUCGCACGGUAGCAAACCAUAUCGGGAAUUACAUAAAAGACAUUAUCACUAGAGCAGAUAACGACGAGGAUAAUAACAAGGAGUGUGGGAUUGACACUACUGAAGUAGACGAGCGGAGGAGAAAGGGAAAGAGAAAGAGGAGAAGGGUGAUAGCCAGUAGAAACAAUAGUGAAAGCGAAAAUGAGGACGAGGACGAGAGUGGAAGCGGGACCGAGGGGGAAAGUGGUAGUCCUGGCAGUGAUAGUGUUGACAGCUCAAGCGAGAGUGGAGAGAGUAGUGGUAAUGAUAACGGCAACGACCCUUGGGAGAUCGAUAAAUUGGGGGAUAGAAUAAAAAAAAAAGACAAACUGGACUCGAACGAUUGGCAGUGGGAUUCGGAUUACCCCGUCGUCGAUAAAAGUUCGAGCGACGAAACUGACGAUGAAGAGAUGCAGGACGCUUUCAAUAAGCUCUUUUUUAGCGCACAUGGCAAUAGGCUUGAUCGCAGGAGGAAAAGAAAACUUAAAAAUUUCAUUGGGAGGAGAGUUAAGAAACAUUUAGAGGGCCGUUACGGUGUAGGGGUAAGCUAG